Molecule: messenger RNA, 1331 nt
Organism: Salvelinus sp. IW2-2015
Lineage: Eukaryota; Metazoa; Chordata; Actinopteri; Salmoniformes; Salmonidae
Product: E3 ubiquitin-protein ligase E3D-like
Biological process (GO): proteasome-mediated ubiquitin-dependent protein catabolic process; protein monoubiquitination; protein autoubiquitination
Cellular component (GO): ubiquitin ligase complex; nucleus; cytosol
Molecular function (GO): cyclin binding; ubiquitin conjugating enzyme binding; ubiquitin protein ligase activity
Source: RefSeq, a predicted model, not a curated record
AGGUUCACAAAGCCAAACAAUCCCGUUUACAGUUGUCCCAGACUGCAUUGCAGAUUGCGGCACGUCUACUUCAUUUGUCCGACUGCAAUCACUCUUUGCGGUAGAAAUGUUCCGGCUCGUGUUGAUAACUAGUGAAAUAUAUGCCAUAGUCUUCUCUGUUUUACAUUGAUACGCGAAUGAGUUUUUACGGCUACAAAUUACUUUAAUUCGCCAUACUGACAAUCAGAUGUACGAAGCCAUUUCGCUUUGGACUCCGUUAUCUCUGUUAGAGCAAAAAGUAAACUGCACGUGUCUUCGUUGUUAAAUAAGGUUAGCCAGCUAGCUAUUGCGAGCAAUAGAAGAAAAAGAAACACACCAUGGGCGAAAAUGCCAAAGGAGCUGGAGUGUUUCUCGAACUAAGGAAGCGGUUGCAAAGUGGUCUUCUUGUUCUCUGGAGAGAUGUGGCGAAGAGCUAUGCAGAGGUGAGGGUUACAGGAGGAGAUUCGUCCCUCCACGUCCGGACUCCUCGGGGCCUGCUAAUCGUGGAGCUGCCAGCAGGGGUCAGCCUCGUGGAGGGCUCCUGCAGGGAGGCACCUGAAAGAGGAGACGAGAUCCACUUCAGAAUGCGCCUCAAAGUGGACCAGCACACAGAUGACACGGAGGCCCCGGGGAGUGUGUUGGAGAGGCUGCAGGUCGGAGAGAGUUAUUGCUUCCACUGCCAGUCCUGUGGGACCAGGGUGCUGGAGGAGAGGGUGUUCAAGCGAGUGCUCCCUCUCCCCAACGGCAACUGGAGCUCCCUGGUGGAUGACUGGUGCUGCCAUCCUGACCCCUUUGCCAACCUGAAGCUGCUGCCCCGAGCGGAGGACUGUUUCCUGGGCGACACGCACCUCCUUGUGCCCCGGGAUAGAGGCUGUGAGGAGACUCUCACCCAGGAGCUCAGCCCCAUCACCAACAAAAUGGCCGAUGGUCAAAAUCAGGACACACCGAAACCCAACCGCAGGCGUACACUUGUCUCCUGUAAGAGCUGUACAGCCGGCCUGGGAGAGGCUGUGGCACCAGGGACCUUGAAACUCUACAUCACAGAGGUGACAGUGAGACCCAGUGUGGGAGACGGCCAGUUCGAUACCUCUCUAGACAGGUCACUGUUCCUGGAACAGACGGUAGCUGCCAGACUGGUGGAGCUGUCCUCCUCCCAGAGCAUGUUUCGUUUCUCUAUCCAGGCCUCAGAUGGAAAAGCCUUCAUAUUGCUCUGGCUCCUGAACAGCGACUCCCUCAUUGCCUCGUCCUCUGCCACUCCGUCAUCGGCUGUCAGGAGUGAUGCGUCACUCUCCCGGCCACCGCCAGUGUUCUGA